Messenger RNA from Ilex paraguariensis (yerba mate), 230 nucleotides. The record is from the annotation of a GenBank genome assembly. NCBI's taxonomy places the organism in Eukaryota, Viridiplantae, Streptophyta, Magnoliopsida, Aquifoliales, Aquifoliaceae.
AUGUCCAACCAAGUGCCAAAGCGGCUCCCCCGAAACAACAGGCUAAAGAAGUAGGGGAGACAACGACAGAGAUAGUGAUGAUCACUGUUAGUAAUGAAUCAGAGGGAAUGUCUCCCCUUUGGCUUCCUUCUCCCACUCUUCCCAUGCAUCCCAGAUAUCCUUCCAUCAUCGGCACCCCCAUCAUCAAUAUAGGUGGGCCCGAGUUUGGGGUACUCUAUGAAAUCCUUGGU